UGCUUAUUGAUAUGUCGGUUCUGGGUUUUUUUUCGUGUUUGCGGAAUUCAACAUGUUUCACCAACAAAGAAAUCAUCUUUAAUCGAAUUUCUGAAUUUUCUAAAAAUGGGGUUAAGGAUUCAAGGUUCUUGUUGAAUUUUUCUUCGAAAUUGAGAAUGUUUCGUAAACUGAUAGGUCACUUUCUGGUCAUACUUUACUUCCUGUUCAUGUUUUCCAUCAUUAAAGUUCAUUAAUAUGAUUUAUGAAGAUUAUAAAUUUUGGUGAGUUUUGGAAUUGGGGUUUUUCAUUUUUGCUGUUUUGUUGUUUGGAGUUUGGUGAUUAUGUCUGUUUCUAAUUGGAUGAAUGUAAUGUAGACACAUUGGGUCAAUUUCUGUUAGUGUAUAUAUAGUUAGGCCCUUAAAAGUUAAAACCAGUCUAACUAGUAGCACCACCCUAAAUGGCACACCACCCACCCGGCGGCGCUGCUCCUAACUCCCGUCGCAGUCGUAGCCCACUCGGCCUAAUUCCGGCUGCUCUAUCUGUCGCAGUCACCGGUAUUCCUGUUUUGCUCGACGGAGCUACAGAUUAUCCGAUGCAUACCAUCAACCGUCGUUCUCCAAACUUGUUCAUCCCUGACAGCCAGAUGAUGUUCAAUAUGCUGAGUGUUUGUGAUCAUAUGAUGAUAUCUACUGAAGAAUUCUUAAAUUCUAACCCUGGGUGGAUACCAAUUGUCUCACAGCUCUACGUCUCUGUUUUAUGGGUCGUUCAUAUUCUCAGAGUCUUUGCUAAAUAUGGAUAUGGAGGAGCUAUCAUCCAUAACUCAAUUCGUGAUUACUUUGUCGGAUACGAGGAGUGUAUGAUUCCGGGUCCUCUCGUUCCUUUCUUUCAAUCCAUCGCCGCCGUCAAGGGCCCUUUUGACUGGAUCGGCGAUAUCCUCCCUUGUUUUCCAAGCUUUCAUGAAUUCUGGGAUAACACCACCAGAUCCCCAUCUCACAACUACGCAAGACAGAUACCUUUUCCUGCUCUCAUGCUCGAUCAACUCGCCAGAUUCGGAGCUUCUGUUCCUGAAACCGAUCAAGACUCUAAUUACACCACAUUUCAAUGGUAUUCAAACGUCUUCAACAUCGAUUUUAAAGAUGCUGAAAACCUCUACUUUGUCGGACCUCAAACCUGUGGUUCUCUGUAUGUAACUCAGUCACAAUACGACAAUGCUCGCAGAUUCUGGGCUUCAAGACUUGGGAAAGAUAACUUCGGCCAUUGGAGAAACGGGAUCUUAAGCUCAACGCCUGCAACUGAAGCUCCUUCUCCCUCCAACUAUCCAUCCAACACACUUGUAUUAGCAGGAUCAAGAACAAAAAGACCCGACAUUCUUAACCAUUUCAAACAUUAUCAAGCUGGAUGGGACAUUACCAAUAAACAUUACUGGGCUUCUGUUGGAUUUACAGGCGUUGCUGCUUUCAUUCUUGCAAUAUUAUGGUUCGUGUCCUUUGGAUUGGCCAUGAUCAUACACCAUUGUUGUGGAUGGAGAAUAGACAUUAAAGGCCAACAAUCACACAGCUCUCAAAGGCUUUGCUUGAUUCUACUUCUUGUUUUCACAUGUGCUUCAGCGAUUGGUUGCAUACUUCUUUCAGUGGGACAAGAUCAAUUUCAUGGGAAAGCCAUGGACACGUUGAAUUAUGUUGUAAACCAAUCAGAUUACACUGUUCAAACACUUGUAAAUGUCACGGGGUAUUUGUCAUUAGCAAAAACUGUAAAUGUUGCCCAAGUUUUUCUUCCUUCAGAUGUGAAAGAUGAUAUUGACCACUUGAAUGUUGACUUAAACAAUGCUGCAAAUACAUUGAGGCUGAAAACGAAUCAAAACUCACAUACGAUUAAAACCGUUUUUGAUACAGUGCGAUUAUCAAUGAUUGCUGUUGCUGUAGUGAUGCUUCUUGUUUCACUUUUAGGCCUUUUUUUGUCUAUCCUUGGUCACAAGAACACAAUCUACAUAUUCAUUAUCAGUGGAUGGCUACUUGUUGCAGUUGCCUUCAUUCUAUGUGGAGCCUUUGUGAUUAUCAACAAUGCAAUCACGGACACUUGUAUGGCAAUGGGUCAAUGGGUGGAUAAUCCACAUGCCGAAACUGCCCUUAGCAACAUCCUUCCUUGUGUCGAUCAAGCAACUACUAAUGACACAUUGUAUAAGAGCAAAUUAGUGGUUAAUGAUAUUACAAAUAUCAUCAAUGGAUUCAUAGGUUCUUUUGCCAAUUCAAAUGCGCCACCUGGAGGGAACUCUAAUUACUAUAACCAAUCUGGACCUUUGAUGCCAUAUCUUUGCUAUCCGUAUGACUCUCAACUGCACGAACUGGAAUGUCCCCCCCAAUUGGUUUCAAUGGCAAACGCUUCUGUGGUGUGGCAGAACUACAUUUGCAGUGUGUCAGAAUCAGGUUAUUGCAGGAGCACAGGAAGAUUGACACCAGAGAUGUAUCAGGAACUGGUUGGAGCAGUGAACAUAAGCUAUGCCCUGCAACACUAUGCACCACCAUUGCUCAGCCUUCAAGACUGCAAUUUUGUACGUGAAACAUUCAGAAUCAUCACCUCCGAUCAUUGUCCUCCAUUAGAAGAUCGUCUUCGAAUGGUGAAUGCAGGGUUGGCUCUUGUUUCUGUAGGAGUGAUGCUUAGUCUUGCACUUUGGAUUAUGUAUGCAAACCGGCCUCAAAGGGAGGAAGUGUUUGGAAAGAUCUCGUGUAAAAUGAUGGGCAAAUGCAAUGGUAGUAAUAUGAGCAUUGGUGUAGAAUCCAGAAGUAUGAAAAUGGCAAGAGGUGAAGUUUAAGAUGUUAGGAAAGUUGGGUUAUGAUGGUAUUAGGUUUUAUAUAUAUACAUAUAUAGAGUAAUGUGAUACGGGGUUUUUCGUUUUGAUCUUCCCCUUUCCCUGCCAGAUUCAAUAUGGAGCGAAGCACCAUUUUGGAUUUUGAGCUGGCGUAUAAUGUGUAAUCAUAUAUGGUUCUUGUUUGAAUUCGUUGUCAUAAAUCAUAAAUUUCCAUAUUUAGAGGUUGUUAACUAAAUUUGUUAAUGAAUUGACAUAAAUGUUUGUUUUUA
Messenger RNA from Lactuca sativa (garden lettuce), 3054 nucleotides. RefSeq lists its product as uncharacterized. NCBI's taxonomy places the organism in Eukaryota, Viridiplantae, Streptophyta, Magnoliopsida, Asterales, Asteraceae. Gene Ontology annotation, cellular component: membrane. The record is from RefSeq and is a predicted model, not a curated record.